CUCUUCAUCGCAUCUUAAAUGUUUAAUGACUAACAACAGGCCUAACAGAAGUCUGCAGGAAACAUGGCGUUCCCGGUGCGUAAGAUCUCGGACGAUGCCAUCUAAAAGCGGCUAACGCUUUUAUUCGCAUGUAUUGGCCUUACUUACGCAAACACACCAAAAAGCAGCAUGUUGCAAUAUAAGGCGCUACCAGUCGCGCGCUACGGCGUUGGCUUCAGCCCACACAGGUGGAGUUCGCCCCGCCUAGUCCGAGCGCGCAAACACCACACGCUCAAUGCCAACUGUCGGCACCGCCUCAGGAUCUACAGAUCGAUCCCGACACUGCAGAGCAGCCGAAACAUCGUACUCGUGGCCAGGGUACUCCGAGGCGUGCUAAAGAUCCGCUACAUCAUCCUAGGUUCCGCUGUCGGCGGCGGCGUCCAGCUGUCCAAGAAGUACGAGGAGUGGAAGGACAACCUUCCCGAUUUCCCCGACUUCGGCUGGGUCAAGGACAAGAUGCCGUCCCCCGAAAGCAUCGACAAAUUCCGGGCGUCUCUGAUAGAGAUGAAGGACAAGCUCGCCCUGUCCGAAAAGUUUCGGUCCGGCGCGGACGCUGCCGCGACGGGUUUCGCGAGUGUGAGCGAGUGGCUGCGAACCGUCAAGUUCGAAAGCUCGCCCAGCGUGAACGGGACGGGAUUCGACGACUUCGCGACCGCGAUGGCCGUCGCUCCGCUGUUCUCCUCUCAGGAAGACGCUAGGCGGGAAAACGAACGCGAACGGAUGCAGAAGCUUCAGGACGAACUCAUCCACGUCCAGAUGAAGUAUCAAAAGGAGAUUGAGCGCCUCGAGAAGGAGAACAAGGAGCUGCGGCGCCAGAUUAUGCUCAAGACAGAGAAGGCCGUGAGCAGGCGCAAGAUCAAGAAGUCUCUCAUCGAUCUCUACUCCGAGGUUCUCGACGAGCUGUGCGAUUACGACUCGAGCUACAACGUCCAGGACCAUUUGCCAAGGGUGGUUGUGGUUGGAGACCAGAGUGCCGGGAAGACCAGCGUCCUCGAGAUGGUUGCCCAGGCCCGCAUCUUCCCCAGGGGUGCGGGGGAGAUGAUGACCAGAGCACCCGUCAAGGUCACACUCAGCGAAGGGCCCUACCACAUUGCCAAGUUCAAGGACAGCUCGAGGGAGUUCGAUUUGACCAAGGAGACCGAGCUCUCUGACUUGCGGCGGGAAGUGGAGCUGCGGAUGAAGAACAGCGUGCGGGGAGGCAAGACCGUCAGCAACGACGUCAUCUCGAUGACGGUCAAGGGUCCAGGACUGCAGAGGAUGGUCCUGGUGGACCUGCCGGGCAUCAUCAGCACCGCGACGACGGAAAUGGCCGAGGGGACCAAGGACGCCAUCCGGGAAAUGACCAGCGCGUACAUGAACAAUCCGAACGCCAUCAUCCUCUGCAUUCAAGACGGUUCGGUCGAUGCUGAGAGGAGCAUUGUCACCGACCUAGUCAGUCAGGUGGACCCCAACGGCCGGAGGACCAUUUUCGUGCUCACGAAGGUCGACUUGGCCGAACAGAACAUGGCAAAUCCGACACGGAUCCGCAAGAUCCUCGAUGGCAAGCUGUUCCCGAUGAAGGCCCUCGGUUACUUUGCUGUGGUGACUGGCAGGGGAAGCAACGACGACAGUAUCACUGCCAUUAAGGCCUAUGAAGAAAUGUUCUUCCGCAACUCCCGUCUCUGCCGCGACGGUAUUUUGAACAUGUCGCAGUGCACGACGCAGAGCCUGAGCUUUGCUGUCUCGGAUUGCUUCUGGAAGAUGGUCCGCGAGUCCGUGGAACAGCAGGCAGACGCCUUCAAGGCGCAGCGGUUCAACCUGGAGACGGAGUGGAAGAACAGUUUCCCGCGAAUGCGUGAGCUAGACCGUGAUGAACUCUUUGAACGCUCUCGUGGCGAGCUGCUCGAUGAAGUGGUCAAUCUGAGCCAACUCAGUCCCAAGCACUGGGAGGAGGUUCUGUCCAAAAACCUCUGGGGUGACAUGUCCAGCUAUGUAAUAGACAGCAUCUUCCUUCCGGCAGCACAGACUGGCAACGCCGGAAACUUCAACACCGCGGUGGAUAUCCGUUUGAAGCUCUGGGCGGAGAAGCUUCUGCCGUCGCAGUCUGUGGACGUUGGCUGGCGCACGCUUCGAGACGAGUUCCACGGCCUGCUACAAAAGCGCAAGGCCUCGAAGGAUCACGAUCCACUCUUCGACCAACUCAUGCUGGCAGUCGUUCAGGAAGUCAUCGACCGUCAUGAAUGGGAGGACAAGGCCGUUGACAUGUUGCGGCUGAUCCAGCUCAACGCCCUUGAAGAUCGCGUGGUCCAUGACAAGCACCAGUGGGAUCAGGCGGUCCGCUUCCUCGAAAGCGCUCUUCACGACCGUCUGCAUGCAGCAGAAGCCAGGAUCCAGGACAUGGUGGGACCGGGAGUUCGCGACCAGUGGCUCUACUGGAUGUCUCCGACAGAGGAGCAGAAGCACCGCGCUGUUGUACGUUCGGAGCUGGAGCGUCUGCUGAGCACAGAGUUCCUCCAGAAGCACGGUCCGUCGCUGACCCAAGAGGAACUGACAACGGUCCGCAAGAAUCUCCAGGCACGGGAUGUGGACGUGGACUACAAGUUCAUCCGCGACACUUGGGAGCCGCUGUACCGUCUGCAUUUCCUUCGCCGCUCUCUAGCCAAGGCCAAUGACUGUCGCAAGGGUUAUUACCUCUACCACCAGGGGCUGGACUCGGAGCUGGAGUGCCACGACGUGGUCCUCUUUUGGCGGGUUCAGCGUAUCAUGCACACAACGGCCAACGUCCUCCGCCAACAGGUCAUGAACCGAGAGGCCCGGAGGCUAGAGAAGGGCGUCAAGGAGGUAUUGGACGAUUUUUCCCAGGACUCCGAGAAGAAGGUGCAGUUGCUGACUGGUCGUAGGGUGGAGCUUGCUGAAGAGCUAAAGAAGGUCAGGCAGAUCCAGGAAAAGCUAGAGGAGUUUGUUGGUGCGCUAAAUGCUGAGAAGUGAGCUUGUCCUUGCCUCUUUAGAAUUUUGGGCUUUGCCUUGUUGAUGAGCUCGUUUCUUUUUUUUUUUUUUUAAUUCUGUGGGAUGGUGGUGUGUUUGCCAUCAGGGAGAAGUGUUAAUUCUUUCAUAAGGCCUAACAUUCAGGUACUUGGAAAGAGCUGUGGUCCCAUAACAGCAAUGUUAAAAAGCCUUUAUUCUUCCCAAGGGGAGAUGCAGCUUGAACAAAUAUAUCGCUGCAAAAACACCGUGUCUGCUAAGUUUAGGAUUUGCCUUUAGCCGGGCUAUUUUCAAAGAAGUUUGCAAAUUUCUUAUUUGAAUGCUUUAACAGAGGUUAGUUUUCAUUACCAACUAGUCUGUUUUGGUAGCAUAAUUAUUGGUAGCAUAAUUACCUUUAUUAGAUAGGUUUUGAAGAACAGGUCAAUUUUGGAAGUGGUUCACUAUCUAACCUUUUUGCAAUUCCUGUUGCCAUCAUUUUGUUCCUUUCGCUAAAAUAUUCCAAAGCAUAUGAAAAUUUAGUACUUUGCAAUGAAGUUACUGCUAUUACUCACUUCCAGAGAGUCAAUUUUUUUUAAUGGCAGUUUUUUAUGUCUAUGACAUGGAAUUUAAGAUUCAGCACAGCUAAACUUAGCUGUACUCACCUUAUAUAGCAGCUGUUUUAACUGUGCCAUGCAUGCCAGAUUAGAUAGUACAAUGCAAAUUUUGUAAGGAGUCAAUUAAAUUAAGCGGGAAAUGUCUUACACCUGUCCUUGAUAUUGCCUUUUGAACUUUUUGUUGCUGUACAUUACUGCAACUGCAUAUCUAGCACAUACAUUGUAGAUAGCUUGCUGUACAUAGAUAGGUGCUUAAGAGUACUGUGAAUUGCAUGUGUGGCCCUUGCACUGCAGGAUUGAUAAUAAGUUAACAAUUUAUUUCUUCGCUGCAGGCAAUAAACUUUUGGCUCGUGGA
This is a messenger RNA of Ixodes scapularis (black-legged tick), 3948 nucleotides long. RefSeq names its product dynamin-like 120 kDa protein, mitochondrial (gene Opa1). Gene Ontology annotation, molecular function: GTPase activity; GTP binding; microtubule binding. Lineage: Eukaryota; Metazoa; Arthropoda; Arachnida; Ixodida; Ixodidae. The transcript has a single exon. Bases 169 to 3006 code for a protein of 945 amino acids. Gene Ontology annotation, cellular component: cytoplasm; microtubule; mitochondrial membrane. The record is from RefSeq and is a predicted model, not a curated record. Gene Ontology annotation, biological process: mitochondrial fusion.